AGUAGACGUUCAUACGUACGCUGAAUCUAUAAAGUGAUCAAGAGCAAUACCAAACAGAAAUAGAAAAAAAGCCAAGACGUACGUGCAGCUUUGAGUAUGGCUUCCUUCCCCAUCUCCGUGGCCCUAGUGCUCUUUACCUUGCUCUGCCUGAGCAUGGAAGCUGCGGCAACUGAGUAUAUCUACCAUUUCUGUUCAGACACCGCUACUUUCACUCCCAACAGCACCUAUCAGUCCAAUCUCUAUCAACUCUUUUCCUCCCUUUCCUCCAACUCCACACGUCAAGAUGGGUUCUACAACAACACCGUAGGACGAAACGCCUCAGACUCUGUCUACGGCCUCUUCCUCUGCCGUGGUGACCUCACAGUUCAAGACUGCCAAGCUUGCGUAGCAAGUGCAACCCAAGAUCUGACUCAGAAGUACUGCCCCGUAGCACAAGAGGCCAUAAUCUACUACGAGGAGUGCAUGUUACGCUACUCAUACCGAUAUUUCUUCUCCACCAUGAUCACCGCUCCUAGUAUCAACCAACCUAAUAGACACAAUAUUUCUGAUCCAGUUCGCUUUAACCAACUAUUGACAGAGACGAUGAGUGGUUUAAUAACCCAGGUUGCAAAUGAUGGAACCAGUGACAAAAAGUUUGCAACAAAAGCAGCAAGUUUUACUGGGUCCCAAAUACUCUACACCCUCGAGCAGUGCACGCCUGACAUAUCCAGCUCUGAUUGCAGUACAUGUAUACAGACAGCGAUAGCGUUACAGUCGAAAUGUUGUGGUGGACUCCAAGGAGUAAGGGUUAUGUUACCUAGCUGUAGAAUCAGGUAUGAAAUGUACCAGUUUUACCGAACGCUUAAUAUUGCACCGACUCCAACGCCUAUUCCAGCAAUUCUUCCUCCUUCGCCUUCACCUUCGUCACAGAAUUCAGGAAAACGCAAAAUCUCAUCUCUGGGGAUCAUCCUUUCGAUUGUUGCUGCUACGGUGGUGCUGUUGGUUAUGGGCUUCUAUUUGCUAAGGAGAGCGAGAACUGCUGUACAAUAUCAAAUUGCUGCAUGUGCAGCGGCGAAUGAUGUUUCAACCGUGGAGAAACUUGAUGACUCCUUGCAAUUUGAUUUGGCUACGAUUGAAGCUGCUACAAACAACUUCUUGGAAGAUAACAAGCUAGGUACAGGUGGAUUUGGCGAGGUUUACAAGGGUGUACUUCCAAAUGGCGAAGAAAUAGCUGUCAAGAGACUUUCAAGAACCUCUAGACAAGGUAACGAGGAAUUUAAAAAUGAAAUUGUUUUGGUGGCCAAGCUUCAACACCGAAACCUUGUACGACUAUUAGGAUUUUGCUUCGAAGGAGAAGAAAAGAUACUCGUUUACGAAUUUGUACGCAACAAAAGUCUUGACAAAUUUAUAUGCGACCCUGAAAAACAAAGACUAUUGGAUUGGGCAACACGUUACAAUAUUAUUGGAGGGAUUGCUCGUGGGAUCCUCUAUCUUCAUGAAGAUUCUCGUUUGAAAAUUAUACAUCGUGAUCUUAAAGCUAGUAACAUAUUAUUAGAUGAGGAUAUGAAUCCAAAAAUUGCAGAUUUCGGCAUUUCCAAGAUCUUUGAAGUUGAUCAAACUCAAGGAAAUACAAGUAGAAUCAUUGGAACAUAUGGUUACAUGGCUCCAGAAUAUGCAACAUAUGGACGGUUUUCUGCCAAAUCAGAUGUAUAUAGUUUUGGUGUCUUAAUUUUUGAGAUUUUAAGUGGGAAGACGAAUAGUUCUUUCUAUCAAAUAGAAAAUGCUGAGGACCUCAACAGCUAUGCUUGGAAGCUUUGGAAGGAUGGAAGACCUUUGGAGUUGUUGGAUCCAUCUUUGGGAGACUCUUACUCAAGUAACGAAGUCAUGAGGUGUAUCCAUAUUGGCUUAUCUUGUGUUCAGGAAAAUCCAGCUGACAGGCCCACUAUGACAUCAAUACUUCUUAUGCUAAACAGUUACUCUAUGACUCUUCAAGUACCUCAGGAGCCAGCAUCUGUCCUUAAAAGGAGAGCAGAGCCAAGCAUGCCAAUAAAUGAGCCUGAGCCAAAUCAACCUUCAAGCAACUCAAUGCAAUGGUCCGUUAACGGACAAACUAUUACUGAACUUGACCCUCGAUAGUGCGAUUAAAUUAUCUGUGACCUAACACAAGUGUUUGUUUGUGAGAGUUAUUGUUUUGCAUCAUGAUAUAUAAUGGAAAUGAUAAAUGAUUUUGUUUUGAUGUA
Molecule: messenger RNA, 2219 nt
Organism: Alnus glutinosa
Lineage: Eukaryota; Viridiplantae; Streptophyta; Magnoliopsida; Fagales; Betulaceae
Product: cysteine-rich receptor-like protein kinase 44
Exons: 7
Coding region: 97-2115 (672 amino acids)
Biological process (GO): protein phosphorylation
Molecular function (GO): ATP binding; protein kinase activity
Source: RefSeq, a predicted model, not a curated record